This is a messenger RNA of Polistes dominula (European paper wasp), 6856 nucleotides long. It is a transcript of the gene Egfr, whose product is annotated as epidermal growth factor receptor. Gene Ontology annotation, cellular component: plasma membrane; basal plasma membrane; signaling receptor complex. Gene Ontology annotation, biological process: cell surface receptor protein tyrosine kinase signaling pathway; multicellular organism development; protein phosphorylation. Lineage: Eukaryota; Metazoa; Arthropoda; Insecta; Hymenoptera; Vespidae. The record is from RefSeq and is a predicted model, not a curated record. Gene Ontology annotation, molecular function: ATP binding; transmembrane receptor protein tyrosine kinase activity.
AUCGUUGGUUUUUCGAGUUGGCCCUUCUUUCUUUUUUUCUAUAAAGGUUCUUUUACCAGUUCUCCUCUUCUCUCGAAUCUUUCUUACCUUAGAUCUUAGAAAGAAGAAUAGAACACUCUCAGUGAUCCUCCAGCAACCUUCCAGUAUCCUCUUCCCUUUUAGUUCCUCCUAUCCUUCCCAUCGCCGAAUUCUUUUGUUUCCCGACGUGGAACCCCAGUCAAGAUCCUAUCUGACAUAAAUAAUUAUCCUGGACCAAAGCAACAGAUACCGCAGCAAACCCUGGAGUCUUCCUUUUAAUAAAAAAUGAGAGAGAAGAGGAACGAGAAAAAUGAGACAAGAUAAACUUUCAAGGUUUUCGUUUUGAUCUGUUAUGCUAUUUUACAAACGUUUCAAGCAGGUCAAUCGAAAUACCAAAGAUUUUUCAAAUCUACGUAUCUACCUGUGAACAUUUUUCAAAUGUUUUUUCAAAUGUUAAAUAUUUACAAUGACAAACUCAAUGUUUAUGAAGGUAACAAAAUAAUUGAGAAGCGACGAAUUUUUCUGUACGUAUUAUAAUCUAAUUUGAUUUCAGAUUUUACGUCGAAUCGUCUUAAACUUUGAUCAAUGUUAUGCAUUAAUUAUAAAAAAUUAAAAAAGAAGAAAAAACAAGAGGGACAAGAUCUACAAGAUCGGGACUCUAAUAUUAGAAAUUAUAGAUAUUUCAGACGCGAUGAUAUCAUCCUUACUUUAUUCAACGCCUUACUAGAAAAUAUAUAUAUAUGAUCCAUCCAAGAUCAGUAAAAGUUAACUCAACGAUUUAAUGACGACGAUCAUAUUCAUCUGACCCAUCCUAGCGGCGCCUGUCGUACACGUUUCAUAUAAUAAUUCUCUCUAUCUUACCUAUUUUGUUCGAGAUUUAUCCUCCUUUUAUCUUGAGCCGCUGAAUAACAAAUUAUACCUUAAGAGUCCCGAUUUUCUUUUUUGUUCUACCGCGAUCAUCAUUCGCAAAUCUAAUAUCGGUUAUCCCAGGGACGAUUUCAAACGUUUUACUUGUAAUCUAUGCAAAGCAGAAAGACUAUCACGUUGAACAACAACGCUUCCAGGCACAUGAAGCAUGAAUCCUUCUUCUUCUUCUUCUUCAACAUCGUACUUGCAACAACAACAAAAAGGGGGAUGAAAAAGGACGUGAAGAACGAACGAGUCUUUCAAGAAGAUAGAAAAAUGAUGCUGAACAAUUUUGAUCAUUGUCAUCGAGUUUAUCCUGACACAGGACAUGCAGCACCGAGCCCGGUGAAAAAAAGACAGCUGCUAUGGCAAGAACAACGCCGAGAACAAGUAUUCGAGCCACCACCGAUCAUUUUCAUCCUCACCCUCGCAACUAUCGAAAACAACAACAACACGAACAAGAGGCUUGCGUUUUCAAGGUCACCUUGGCAAGGCCCUCGACCUCGUGGAUGGCAUGAGAGCUCAUCAUGUUCAUCAACCACCGACACUGGCCACGAGCGCUGUCGACAUUCAACAUCUUCGGGGUGACAUUAAUUCUACUAAUCGUCCUCAGCUAUUACAAUGUCUCCGCGGAUCUUAAUUCGGAGUUCGUUAAAGGGAAAAUCUGCAUUGGAACAAAUGGUCGUCUCUCCGUGCCGUCCAAUAAACAACACCAUUAUCGGAAUCUUCGAGACCGGUACACCAACUGUACUUACGUCGACGGUAACUUGGAGAUUACGUGGCUGCAGAAUGAUACACUCGAUCUCAGCUUUCUUCAAUAUAUACGAGAAGUCACCGGUUACGUCCUCAUUAGUCACGUGGACGUCCCGAAAUUCAUCCUUCCUAGAUUACAAAUCAUACGUGGAAGAACCCUCUUUAAACUCAAUAUACAUGACGUGGAAUUCGCCCUGUUCGUCACGAUGUGUCAAAUGCAAAAUCUGCAGAUGCCAGCCCUCAGAGACAUUCUUAACGGAAGCGUGGGUAUGUACAACAACUACAACCUCUGCCACAUCCAAACUAUCAACUGGGAGGAAAUAAUUACGGGUCAAGGUGGAAAAUAUCUUUACGUGUAUGAUUUCCCUUCUACGCGCGAACCCAAUUGCACGGCAUGCGACAAAAGUUGUGAACAGGGUUGCUGGGGAGAAGGACCUGAGAACUGUCAGAGGUUUUCCAAAACGAACUGUUCGCCACAAUGCUGGCAGGGCAGGUGUUUUGGCUCGAAUCCACGCGAGUGUUGUCAUCUUUUCUGCGCCGGUGGUUGCACUGGUCCUAAACAAAGCGACUGUCUCGCUUGCAAGAACUUCUUCGAUGAUGGAGUUUGUACGCAAGAGUGUCCGCCAAUGCAAAAGUACAAUCCAACGACUUAUUCGUGGGAAGCUAAUCCAGAUGGAAAAUAUGCUUACGGAGCAACGUGUGUCAGAAAAUGUCCGGAACAUCUUUUAAAAGAUAACGGAGCUUGCGUAAGAUCUUGUCCACCAAAGAAAAAAGUUUUAAAUGGCGAAUGUGUACCUUGUGACGGUCCCUGUCCAAAGACUUGCAAGGGAGUUGAAAAGGUUCAUUCCGGUAACAUCGAUAGUUUUAAAGAUUGCACGAUUAUCGAAGGAUCCAUCACAAUUCUCGAUCAAAGCUUCGUAGGAUUCCAAGACAUUUACCCGAAUUUUACUUUCGCCAAACGUUAUAAAAAAAUGCAUCCUGAUAAAUUGGAAGUGUUCAGUACGUUAAAAGAAAUCACAGGAUAUUUAAACAUUCAAGGCGAUCAUAAAGAUUUUACAAAUCUUUCAUAUUUCCGUAAUCUCGAAGUGAUCGGUGGUAGAACCUUAACAGAAUAUUUUUCAUCUUUGUAUAUCGUAAAAACAUCCUUGGUAUCAUUGGAUUUGAGCGCAUUGAAAAAAAUUAAUUCUGGUGCUAUUGCCAUAUUGGAGAAUAAAAAUUUGUGUUACGCUCAGAGUAUUAAUUGGAAUAGAAUUAAAAAAUCCUUGGAACACGACAGCUUGUAUAUGAACAACAGAAAUGAAUCCGAUUGCAAAGCAGAAAAUUUGGUAUGUGACGAGCAAUGUUCGGAUGAAGGAUGCUGGGGUCCUGGACCAGCUCAAUGUUUAUCUUGUAGAAAUUUCAUUUUAGGUAAUGACUGCCUUCAAAAUUGCAUUGCACCUGGGAUUUAUCAGGCAGAUGACAAAACUUGCAAACUUUGUCACGAUGAAUGUGAUGGUUCUUGCACCGGACCGAAUGCUGAACAUUGUACCAAAUGUAAACACGUUAGAGAUGGUCCUUACUGUGUUCAAGAAUGUCCCUCUUCGAAAUAUAACGAUAAUGGUCAAUGUAAACAUUGUCAUGACAAUUGUGUAGGCGGUUGUGAAGGUCCAGAAAACAACAUAGGAGCUAACGGAUGCCACAGCUGUGAAAAAGCUAUUAUGAAUGGUCAUAUACCUGAAGGAUGUUUACAGAAGAGAGAACCAUGUCCAGAUGGGCAUUACUACGAGUGGGUUAGUCCACUAGAGCAAGGUGCUUUAAAACCUCUCGCAGGUAAAUCCGUAUGUCGAAAAUGUCAUCCACGUUGUAAGAAAUGCACGGGCUAUGGUUUUCACGAACAAGUGUGUCAACAAUGUACGAAAUUUAAAAGAGGAGAACAAUGCGAGGAUGAAUGUCCUGCUGAUCAUUUUGCUGAUGCUGAAACGCAAUUAUGUUUACCAUGUUUCGAAGAAUGCCGUGGUUGUUUCGGAUCUGGACCUAAUCAAUGUUACAAAUGUCGCAAUUACAAAAUCUACAUAGAUGGUGAUCCAAAUGAUAAUACAACAUCUUUCAAUUGUACCGAAACUUGUCCUCCGGAAUAUCCGCAUAAGGUCUUCCUUCAGGAUAAUGAGCCCUACUGUUCCUUAGAAAUCGUUGGUCCUGGCUUUCAAACAGACAACGAACUUCGACCAGCUAUCGUUGCCGGUGCCAUAGUUUUCAUAUUGAUUUUCGUACUAGUUGUAUUGAUAAUCACUUAUCAAUGGAGAAUGCAUGCAAAAGCUAAAGAGAAUACAGUCAAAAUGACGAUGGCAUUGACAGGCUUGGAUGACAACGAACCACUUCGACCAACAGGUGUUAAACCAAAUUUGGCGAAGUUACGUAUAAUCAAAGAAGAAGAAAUGAGAAAGGGUGGCAUAUUAGGUUUCGGUGCUUUUGGUAACGUCUACAAAGGUGUUUGGGUUCCGGAAGGUGAGAACGUCAAAAUUCCAGUCGCCAUCAAAGUUUUACACGAAGGUACAGGCACGAAUACUUCGAAAGAAUUUCUCGAUGAGGCAUACAUUAUGGCUAGCGUCGAACAUCCAAAUUUGUUACAAUUGUUAGCCGUUUGUAUGACAUCUCAGAUGAUGUUGGUAACACAAUUAAUGCCAUUAGGCUGUCUCUUGGACUUUGCGCGAAGGUACAAAGAUAAAAUAGGAUCGAAGGCUUUAUUGAAUUGGUGUACACAAAUAGCAAGAGGUAUGGCUUAUCUCGAAGAAAGAAGGCUGGUUCAUAGAGAUUUGGCUGCACGCAAUGUCCUCGUACAAACGCCUAAUUGUGUGAAAAUCACGGACUUUGGGUUGGCGAAACUUUUGGAUAUUAAUGAAGAACAAUAUAAAGCAGCGGGUGGGAAAAUGCCGAUAAAAUGGUUAGCAUUGGAAUGUAUACAACAUCGAGUUUUUACUCACAAAUCCGAUGUGUGGGCAUUUGGUGUUACUAUAUGGGAAGUACUCACUUAUGGUGGUAGACCCUAUGAACACGUGCCAGCAAGAAACGUUCCUGAAUUAUUAGAAAAAGGUGAAAGACUGCCACAACCUAUUAUCUGUACCAUAGAUGUUUAUAUGAUUAUGAUCAAAUGUUGGAUGUUGGAUGCGGAGUCAAGGCCGAGUUUUAAAGAACUAGCCGAAGAAUUUGCUAAAAUGUCUAGGGACCCUGGUCGAUAUCUAGCAAUAAAAGGAGACAAAUACAUGAGGCUACCGUCAUACACUUUACAGGACGAGAAGGAAAUGAUUCGAAAUCUCGCAUCAGCUAUGGAGGGACCCGAAGCAUUAGUGGAUGCCGAUGAAUAUCUUCAACCAAAAUCGAGAGCACCUGUACCACCUGGCAUUUCAGUAUCUAGUACUUCCGAUUCACCACCAAAUUCGCCUGUUAAAACUUGUUGGGCAAAUGGCAAACCACUCGCCGGAGAUUCUCCUAUACCGCAAAAUCAACAAAACUGGGAUAGAGAAUUAUUGAGGUAUAAUUCGAAUCAUGGAAAUGCAAAUGCAACCCACGAGCCUGGAAAUUCCGGACAACAACACGGUCAUUAUGCUCAUCCAAAUGGCCAUUGCGGACACGUUGUUGGUUCCGAUAAUUCAAGUUCGAGAUACUGUUCUGAUCCAUUAAAGAUGGUCGUUGUCAGAGACUGUGACGUAACAGACGACUGCUAUUCUACCGAGGUAAAUGCGGCACAUCAACAAGCACAAGUGGGCAAUCUUAAAUUAGAUUUGCCAUUGGACGAAGACGAUUAUUUAAUGCCAUCGCCACAACUUCCAACGAAUACUACUCAGUACAUGGAUCUCAUAGGAGACACAAAACCUACAGACUCAGAAACAAAACGAGUGAACAGUGGUUAUAGAAAAUAUCCAGAAUUCUUGACAAUUCAAGGGAAAACUUCGUUGGAUAAUCCAGAAUAUAUUAUGUCCCAAGACGAAGGACCUCUCACCCCUCAAACUUUAGGAAUUCCAACGCCAGAUUUAGAGAAGGGCUUAACUAAUGGGACGUUUGGUUCUCAAGUUCGACAAAGAAGUUCCGAGGAAGAAUCGGAUCACGAGUAUUACAAUGAUUUCGACAGACUCGAACGUGAGCUACAACCGUUGAAACCUUUUAGGAAAAACGAGACUACCGUUUGAUUAUAUUCAAAUUGUCAUUGUAUUAUGCAAGACAAAUAAGAUUUGAAAAAUGAAAAGGAUAUGUCAUUAAACAAAUGAGGAAAAUAAAGAUGGAAUGUUACGAGAAAAACAUUCGCAUUUAAAGAAGGAUUACUCAAAAAUGAGUACGUCUUACAGUACUUACAAAGGACGCUUUCAUUCAAGUGCCGUGCUCGAUUGUGAUUAGAGUUAAGUCGUAUAGUACCAGGAACAGUGAAAGAUUAUUAAAUUGAGAAACAGAAAAAUAGAACGUAAGAUAAAUCGGACGACUUUAGAUAAAACAAAUCUGCGAAAGCAAGCGUAUAUUAUACGUUAUCCGCGUUCAAGCGAAGAAAAUAGUGCAAACGUUUUUCUUAAUGUGCCAUUUGCCAUGGCUUGUAAAUAAAUUGUUACCUUCCAAAUCUGUAAGUUUUAGUGAGCUUUGGCGUAAGGUAACGGCAUAAGGCUGCACGAACAAUACAUAAUUGUUUCUCUUUCCUUUCACUAUGAAAAAUUUCCUAUCCUAAAUUUCCUACUAAUAAUGAUAUAAAUAAUUGAUCGAAAACAUCUGUCUCCAUAUAUUAUAUAUGAUAGUAUGACACGAUAAUUCGACAACAAUUUCGUCCUGAUGGAUGGAUGGAUACAACCUUGCCUCAAUGACUGACCAUUUAGAAAUAUCGAUAAUUUUGAAUAUAUUAUUAUAUAACGCGACGCGAGCAAAUCCCUAUAUAUUUUUGAGAUCUAAAAAGAUCUAUGAACAUUUGAAUUUUUGCCCAUUUCGGAGCAUCGUGCGGUUAGCCGCUGACUGUGAUACAAAAAAAAAAAAGACAUUCUAUUUUACCUUGGGAACACUUAAAUAUUGUUACGGCUAUCCUUAUAUCUUUCUUUAGCUCAUUUAUUUUGUUUUUAUUAUUUGUUAUUUUAAUACAAUACUCUCGAAUAAAUUAUCAACGAACGAAAUAUAUAGAGAAAAAAAAACAAAGUGACGAAGAAACGAUCAUCGACACCCAAAUUCCUUA